Molecule: messenger RNA, 2507 nt
Organism: Hyalella azteca
Lineage: Eukaryota; Metazoa; Arthropoda; Malacostraca; Amphipoda; Hyalellidae
Product: sodium/hydrogen exchanger 9B2
Exons: 14
Coding region: 356-2095 (579 amino acids)
Biological process (GO): proton transmembrane transport
Cellular component (GO): membrane
Molecular function (GO): antiporter activity
Source: RefSeq, a predicted model, not a curated record
AUUGUCAUCUCUGGAUUUGGCUGAAGGCGUUCGGCUGAAGGCUCUUUUAUAAGUUGUGAUACGGAAUCAUAGGUAGAGGAUUAACUCUCAGAUUCUUCGAAAAUAGUACAUUGCUUUUAAAGUUUCAGGUCUGGAUUGGACAUCGAUUAUCUUUGUCGUCACACAUUAUAUGCUUACGUUGACUCCAGUGAAGACACUUGAAUUUUCUCUCGUGACAAACACGAAGGCAAUUCGAACUGCGGGAGCACCGAUCUCCACUACCGCCCUCAGCAAUUCGCAGCUGAAAGCCUCGACCAUUUAGUCCUCUUCCAGGACCAUUUAGUCCUCUUCUAGGUACAUUAAAGAAUCCUCAGGGAUGACCGUCCAUACCAUAACCCUAGCGGUUCCCAGUCCAAGUGCGGCCUACGAUAACGAAGCCGCAGACAUCGACGAGAUUUCUCCCGCUGAGAUCAAGUCGUCCGAGGAAAACUGCGCAUCUCCAAAUUCGACUAAAUGUUCUGGGCGUGAGAUCGACGAAAAGAAGCGUCCUUCAGCUCGUCUGCGCGAGCUUAAAUUUCCGAAUCAUGACAGCGACGCCGGGAGUCGCGACUUUGCCGGCAAGAAUGUUGGCAUUAACGACACAUCCGAUGGUAAACAAGGCAACCUUGAAUCGUGUCGUGAGUUGUGGCGCUGCUGCAGGCCAGUCAUGAAAAAACACAACCCCUUGCCCCCCUCCCCAACCUGGGGCGACCGCAUCAUGUAUGCCUUUUCCUGUCCUCCUCAUGGCAAGGUGGGCGAGGUGCUGACGCAGGUAGUCCAGCUGCUCCUGGUCUGGGGGGCGCUGUACGCCGUCACUGGGGACGCCGCGGCCCCGGGCGGACACAUCUUCUCUCUCCUCGUCGUCUUCGUCUGCUCCGUGAUGGGCGGCAAAGUCACCGAGGCAUGCGGGCUACCCGCGCUGCUGGGGAUGUUGCUGGCGGGUAUUGCGCUGAGGAGCAUCCCGGGCGUCAAGAUCAUUGGGGAUAGUCUCAACCCCAGCUGGUCUGCCUCCAUCAGGAAAAUGGCCUUGGUGGUGAUCCUGCUUCGGGCCGGUCUGGGCCUGGACCCUAAGGCCCUCAAGACCAUGUCGUUGACGGUCUUUAGGCUCGCCUUCGUGCCCAGCCUCGUCGAGUCCACCACCGUUGCCAUCGUCGCGCACUUCCUCCUCGGCUUUCCUUGGCUGUGGAGCUUCAUGCUCGGAUUCAUCGUAGCGGCAAUAUCACCAUCAGUAGUAGUGCCGUGCCUGCUGCAGUUGUCGCAGCAGGGCUACGGCGUCGACAAGGGCAUCCCCACCCUCGUCAUCGCGGCGGCCACCCUCGACGAUGUCCUCGCCAUCUCAGGCUUCGGUCUGAUGCUCGGCAUGACGUUCUCUGAAGGAUCGUUGACAUGGCAACUUCUCCAUGGACCUAUUGAGGUGUUGAUGGGCCUAUCCUACGGGGCCGUAAUGGGCUUCAUCUGCUGGAUCUUGCCUAAUGAACACCACCAAAGCCGCUCGUUUCAGCAGUUCACCAUUCUUAUCAGCGCCGGCUUCUUUGCACUCUUCGGCAGUCAGAAGGACGCAAAGGAAAUGAAAAUCUGCCUCCACACUUCUGCGGGCAUCGGGUUCAGGCGGCAGUCCGGGGGCGACAAGAACCUUGUGGGUCAGCACUUCACGGUCGCCUGGGGCUACCUCAUGCCCAUGUUAUUUGCUCUCAUGGGCACCGAGAUACAAAUCAUGCAACUGGAGCUUGACACCAUAGGGCUGGGGGUUGCCCUGUUGUGCAUCAGCCUGACGUGUCGCGUGGUGACGACCUUCUUCGUGGUGCUCGGCAGCGGCCUGAACAUCAGGGAGCGAUUCUUCGUCGCCCUCGCCUGGCUACCAAAAGCUACAAUCCAGGCUGCGAUAGGCUCCACAGCGCUGGACUACGCCGUUCGCAUCGGAGCCGACGAAACCGAGAUCGCUCUUGCCAAGAAGGUGCUGACCAUCGCUGUGCUGGUGAUCUUGAUCUCUGCGCCCAUCGGGGCCAUCGCCAUCAUGACCUCCGCCCCCAGACUCCUGCAGCGCGCUAUUCAGCCCGCACCCUCUACCAGAGUCUAAUGAAUAGCUUACCUCCAUGGUAGUUUCAGUGUCAUUCCAACUAAUUGUAAAAUUAUUUAUUCCCAAAGUUCUACAUGUAAAUUUCUGCUUACUGCUUUACUCCACAAUGAAGAUGAGCCAUUUCGAGAAAUGGUUAGAUUUGAGCCGAUGUUACUACUGUUGGGAGAACAACGCUCCUAGAUACCUCUGAGAAUCUGGGAGCUUAACGCGCAUGAAUGAUCGACGUGGUUGAUAUAAUGUAUUUGCAUUAUCACUUUGCGCUGUGAUAAUUAAAAACAGCAAGCAACAUCGACUUCCUUUUUAUGAUGGCAGUUGUCAAUCCUUUAUCUACUGAUGCUUGUGAACAAUUGCAUGCAGAGUGUGGGUAGCUCGGAGAUGUGACGAGUCAAAGCUGAAGACGUUUGCACGAGUA